GAUUCGUGCAUUUUUAACGUGUUUUUCUCUAACGUUCUGCUUUGUGUAACGAUCAAAUGGAAAAUAGUAUCUAGUUAAUGCCAUUCUCUUGGUGAAAGAAGCCAUUUUCAAACCACUAUGGAAGUAGAAAACAAUGAAACGAACAUUACAAACGCUUCAAUUGCAGAAAGAUACAUUGCUUCUGCAUUUAAUUUGAAUCCAGAAGAUAGUAACUGGAUUGUAACAAAUUCUUUUAUAAUUUUUACUAUGCAAACGGGUUUUGGUAUGUUGGAAUCUGGAUGUGUUUCUUUAAAAAAUGAAGUUAAUAUUAUGAUGAAAAAUGUGGUUGACAUAGUGCUUGGCGGUUUAACUUAUUGGGCAUUUGGUUUCGCAAUGAGUUUUGGAACAAGCAAGUUUAAUAAUCCUUUUAUUGGUUUAGGAGAAUUUCUGAUAGAUCCUUCAGUAGAAGAUACACUUAUGGGUCCAAAAUGCGCUGCAUUUUUAUUCCAAUUAAGCUUUGCGACUACCUCAACCACCAUUGUUAGCGGUGCCAUGGCUGAGCGAUGUAAUUUCAAAGCGUAUUGUUUAUUUUCUUUUUUAAAUACAAUUGUCUACUGUGUACCAGCAGGAUGGUUAUGGGGUGAUCAAGGUUUUUUGAAAAAAAUGGGUGCUGUUGAUAUCGCUGGUUCUGGAGCAGUACAUCUUGUUGGUGGCAGUUCUGCACUUGCGUGUGCCAUUAUGUUGGGACCAAGAGUAGGCAGAUAUGACAAUGGAAUUGAUCCAUUACCUCUUGGGUGUCCAGUCAAUGCUAUCAUGGGUUUAUUUGUACUUUGGUGGGGCUGGUUGGCUUUUAACAGUGGUAGCACAUAUGGUAUCAGUGGACAACGAUGGCAAUAUGCUGCUAGAGCAGCAGUUUCUACUAUGUUAGGAAGUAUGGGAGGUGGUUUAAUUGGACUAGGUUUCAGUUUAAAUGGUCCAGAUAGAAUUGACAUUCUAAGUCAAAUAAAUGGCAUUCUUGGUUCACUAGUGGCAGUUACAGGUGGUUGUUUUCUUUUCAGGGCCUGGGAGGCCAUAAUCGUUGGAAUGGUUGGUGCUUUUAUUACAUGUUUUUCCAUGCCCAUUUUGGAUAAAAUGCACAUUGAUGAUCCUGUUGGAGCUAGUGCAACGCAUGGUGCAAGUGGAAUUUGGGGUAUCAUUGCCAUAGGUUUAUUUGCAGACAAUCCACAUCCUCUUGAUACCACCAGUGGAAGAAAAGGAUUAUUCAAAGGAGGAGGAUGGUGUUUGUUAGGUGUACAAUGUUUAACAGUUGUAUGCCUAGCAUUUUGGAGCUUCAUAGUAUCUGUUAUAUUGCUAUGGUUUAUAAAUAAAAUUAUACCAAUAAGAAUGAGCAUACAUGAUGAGCUUUUAGGUGCAGAUUUAGUAGAACAUCGAAUACGACAUCCACAGAUUGGAAUAAGUAGAGCUAUGUCUGCACUUCGACCAGCUUCGCAAAAACACGAGUUAAAUAACGUGCAUCCCAUAGGAAUCAAUCCUGGUCACGAUUCAUACAUUGAAAAACAUAAUCGUAAAAAUCGCUUGAAAUAUGGAAAACAACUUAUACUUGGGAGAAAGUUAUCAAAGAGUCCUAAGUUGAAUACUGUUACUGAUGCUGUACUAAACGAUAAAAACAAACCGAAUUUCGCUUGGAUAGAUUAAUAUUUUCCAAUGUUUUCAACAUUGUAACAAUCGUAGAUUUAUUAGAAACAUAUAAAUGUAUUCACAUAUACCUUAUAACGCUUUCACACAGUAUUCACAUAUAUAUAUGAGUACCAUAUAGAAGCAAUCUUUGAUAAAUAAUUAAAAUCUUACACAAAUCUUGUUGAAAGAUCACAGACACUGUAAAUACGUAUAAUAUCCCGACUAAUAGUAUGGCACCUAAAUAGAAGUCUCUUUUGUUAUAAGUUUCAGAUAAAAUAUUAUUAUGAAAAAUUAUUUGUCAUCUUUAUUUAUCAAGGACGUAAUAUUGGACGCUUUUUACGCUAUGAUAGGCAGGAAUUGCUCUUCGAAGACUGUAUUACAUAGACAUCAAGAAAAUAACAAUUCCUAAUUUCUCUCAUUUUGUUCGAUAUUAUUAAAUAUUAUAUCUAUAUAUGUUUAUGUUAAUCUUGUAUCAUAAAUGCAAACUACAUUUUUUACUGUGUUAACAUAUGGCCUAAUUAGAUACCAUAGUUAUUUUUACAAAAUGCUUGAUAUUUUUUUAAUACUACUAACUACACUAA
Frieseomelitta varia is the source of this 2237-nucleotide messenger RNA. It is a transcript of the gene Amt, whose product is annotated as putative ammonium transporter 3. The coding region runs from base 118 to 1674 and encodes 518 amino acids. Gene Ontology annotation, molecular function: ammonium channel activity. The record is from RefSeq and is a predicted model, not a curated record. Gene Ontology annotation, cellular component: membrane. The transcript is spliced from 11 exons. Lineage: Eukaryota; Metazoa; Arthropoda; Insecta; Hymenoptera; Apidae. Gene Ontology annotation, biological process: ammonium transmembrane transport; ammonium homeostasis.